ACAAGUCUCUGGAGACCCACAGUUUGGAAGAGUGGCAGUCCCCUUUGAGUAGUUCCCCGCCUUUGGAUCCUCCCGAGGGGGGAAGUGGGACUUCUUCUUUCAGGACAUGAAUGUCAGGCUUGGUAGUGACUAAGAGGUGCCUGAACUAGUGGGUGGAGAGAGCGCUUAAGAAGCAGACCUUCCUGCCUUCUGGUCAUUAGACACCUGACUAGGACACAUACAUCAUGGCCAGCCUGCAGGUCCCACUCCUGGUGGCUCUCGUCCUUCUUGCUGCGGCAAUUCAGACCUCUGAUGCAGGUCCCUAUGGUGCCAAUGUGGAAGACAGCAUCUGCUGCCAGGACUACAUCCGUCACCCUCUGCCACCACGUUUAGUGAAGGAGUUCUUCUGGACCUCAAAAUCCUGCCGCAAGCCUGGCGUUGUUUUGGUAACCAUCAAGAACCGAGAUAUCUGUGCUGACCCCAAGCAGGGCUGGGUGAAGAAGCUACUCCGUAAGCUGGCCUAGGGAGGAGGACCUGAUGACCUUGGGCCUGGUGUCUCCAGGAAGGCUCAGCAAGCCCUAUCCUUCUGCCCUUCCAGCAAGAGCCUUGCCAACAACGCCACCUUUGCUUACCCUAUCCCCUGGGCUGUCACUCUGUGAGGCCUCUGGUCCCUCUACUUCCCCUCUAUCCCCUCCAACUUAUCCUCUUUCAAUAUGGCAGCUGGGAAGUGCAUUCUGGCCAGCCUUACCCAAUACCUACUCCCCACUGCUUUAGAUGAGACCAGGGUCCUGAUCCUAUGAUGCCUUCCCCAUCCCCAGCCUUGGCCCUCUUCUCUUCUUACGUGUACGGAAGACACAUAUGUUUCAAAUACGUGCUACUCAGUUCCUUUCCUGGGAGGUUGCUGAUACCCAGCAUAUGUUUCCUGCUGCAGGCAUUCCAUCCAAGUGCCACACACCUCCCAAGCUUCCAUCAGUCCCAGUGGGCACCCACCAAGCCCCAUAAUCCAGAUUUCCUUGGCCUUCACCAAUUCUGGGAGUUUCAGGCUGACCCACUAGGCCCCCAGAGUUAGGCCAAGGUCCCCACCAGAGCUCCUCCUGUUCCUUAGUCUCCAGCAUGGGGCAGGGAGCACAGGAGCAGGCCCAGAAUCAGAUUUCUGAAAGGAGCUGCAGACUCCAUCAGUAAAAGGAAUCUUCCCCCAUCCCUGACUAUAUCAGUUUCCUGUCAACACAGAGACUCGGGUUGUUAGAAAGAGGCUAUGUAGAUCAACUGUGAAACCCUAAAUUUGCCAAGAAUCAAUUUCUAUCCCUCGCCAACUAUAUGUUAGGUCUUUUACUUUCUCUGACCCACAUGACCUCUGCCUUCUUGCCUGUGUAGCUGAUAGUCAAAGUCAUGCUUUGGUGUCAGUGACUAUCAUAGUUUUUGGUAUUAUAAGCUAUAGUUAUAUUUAUAUAGGAAAUAGGAUAAAUAUAUGUGAGGUCAAAUAGACGAACUGGAGAGUUUUAGGAUCUGGGGGCAGGGAGGGCCAUUACAAAAUGAUACCUCAGAAAGCAGCUAGUUGUGGGAGUUGUAGCCAGUGGCAGAGUUAAGUUAAAAAACUUAGUUGAAAUUAUUCUUGAGUGGCUGAGGCCAAGACAAGAAUUUAGAACUCAUUCUUGUUUCCCUGGAGACAACAGUGUCCCAGGAGAGGGAAUAACCCUGCCUGCUCCUCUGGAGGGAACGUGGCCUGACUUAGCUGACAGACUGUAUUGUGGGCCCGAUGGCAUUGCUUUUCUUCUCUGAGCCUCAGCUGGCAGAAUAUGGGACCACAAAGGGCUUGAUCCGAACCACAGGCAUUGACAGUGCCAGCCACAGCUGUGUCCAGGGCUCAUGUCCAUCCAGAAGGAGCAUCCAGACGACCAGGGCCACCAUUAGUGCUACUCUGCCCACUGCCCAUGCAUGUCCUGAGGGUCCCCUCCUCUCCUACUUCUGGCAAAAUAAAUGCUCACCAAUAGUGCCUGA
This is a messenger RNA of Mastomys coucha (southern multimammate mouse), 1977 nucleotides long. RefSeq names its product C-C motif chemokine ligand 22 (gene Ccl22). Lineage: Eukaryota; Metazoa; Chordata; Mammalia; Rodentia; Muridae. The transcript has 3 exons. The record is from RefSeq and is a predicted model, not a curated record. Gene Ontology annotation, molecular function: CCR chemokine receptor binding; chemokine activity. Gene Ontology annotation, cellular component: extracellular region. Gene Ontology annotation, biological process: monocyte chemotaxis; cellular response to tumor necrosis factor; inflammatory response. The coding region runs from base 225 to 503 and encodes 92 amino acids.